CAUGAUCAGACAAUUUUCCAUGAACAUUUAGCCACCGUGAAUAUUCAGCUAAGCAUUCACCAUUUCCGUGUAGGCCACCAUUACAGAUGCAUGUGCGCUUGAGCACAAAGUAUUCAGAGUAUUCAAGAUAUCAAAGAUUGAGAACGUUUUGAAGACUAUGACGACGAAAAGAGACUUUAGAGUUGAAUCAAAGAAGAGGAAGGCAGCUGCAUUCUUACAGCUUGUCAAAAAAGAAGAUGAAGAGACACCACCAGAUAAAAAGAAUAAAACUGAGGAAUCUAAGACUAAUGUUGAAAAUGGCAUUGAAACAUCUUCUGGAAGCAGCAAAAAUGAAAAACCUAAAAACUUUCAACAAAUGGCAGAGGAUGAACUACUGAAACUCAGACAAGCUUUAAGGGAAAGACAAAAAGCAUCAAUGGAAAAGCCAAAAGUUUUCUUGACUCUUGAGGAACUGGCAAAAGAAAACACACCAAACUUUGGAACUGAUCUUAAGGAUGAAGACAUUCCUCCACUCUUUGUCAGUGAUGUACAGAGUCUUAUUCUGUUUGCAGUUCAGGGGUCUGCUUGUAAAAUCAAACCAAGAUGGUGCAAGUUACUCCGCUGUACAAAAGUUGCCAGCAUUGUUGUCAUGGUGAUGAACGGGGUUAGUAAUACAGAACUGGAGAAGUACCCUGACUCAUUUUCCACACUCAGAAGCGAAUUUCAAACACAUAUAGAUAUUGUGAACCCAUCUCAGUAUGCCAAAACUGUGCCAACAGAAUUAUUCUGCAUCCUCCCUCCACAACAGCAAAGGAUUCUGGCAAAAAGUUCAGUGGAAAAGAAAAAACCUGAGACAAAAAAUGAAGAGGAGCCUGAGGCUAGCAAAUCAGAUGAGCCCCCAGAGGAAAGUGUUGUUGAGGAGAACCCCCUCCAUCCGACUUUUCAUCAAGAUGAUGCUUUUUCCAGAACUUCUUUGUUACUGAGCACAGCUCAACUAAUGCAGGAAAAGUAUCCUCUACCUGUACAGUAUAGCAAUGUAAGAACUCUGAAUUUUAAGUUCACUAAAGAAGAUUAUGCUCCUGUGGAUGACAAAAGUCCAAUGUUUGCGUUAGAUUGUGAAAUGUGUCUGACAGUCAGCAGACAGCUUGAGCUGACACGCGUGUCUGUUGUCAAUGAGAAACUUGAGACGAUAUAUGACACAUUUGUCAAACCAUUCAACAGAAUCAUCAACUAUCUCACAGAGUUUAGCGGUAUUACGAAGGCCAUCAUGGAUCCAGUGACAACGCGCCUGCCAGACGUACAGAAAAAGAUUCAGGAGCUGUUGCCGGCCAAUGCCAUUCUGUGUGGACAGUCCCUGGGGGGAGAUCUAAGGGCAAUUAAGAUGUACCACCCCUAUGUGAUUGACACCAGCUGUAUAUACAACUUGUCGGGACGGACUUCAAUGAAGACUGGUCUGAAAAAACUGACAGAGAUGUUUGUCAAGGAGACAAUCCAGGCAGGAACUGGGGGUCACGACUCUGUGGAGGACGCUACAGCCACCAUGAAGCUGGUUCAGCACAAGCUCAAGCACCAUCUAAACUAUGGAGAUGUCAGAAUGGGAUGGACAGUGGGGGAAACAAAGCCUGAAGAAAAUCCAGAAGAAAAGGUGUCUGAGUUUAAACUUAUCAAAAUGGAGGAGACAGAGGAGAAUGUUGACCCUGACUCCCAAAAAUCUCACAUAACUGCCAGGCAGAACGCUUUCUUCAAAAUGGGAAAAUAUUUCUACAGCAUGUUCGAGGUUCUACAGAAAUACAGAAAAACAGCUGCCAUGGUAACGGACCAAGCAACAAUAAAUCAGUUUGGAAUGGACAAUGGAGUCGUCGCCAUAGAAUCAGAUUCAGACAAAAAAACCAAGUCACUUGUGAAAUCUCAUGUGCAAUUUCAUGACUUUGUAUACUGCAGUUUUGAUAACUAUCUUCCCCACAUAAAUGGAGAAACAACACAGGAGAAAGCCAAACAUUGUUUAGAAAAAAUGGACAAACGAGUGGGGAAGAUUCUGAAGAAUGUGAAACAGAACUCACUAGUGAUUGUGAUAGUUCCUGGAAGAACGGACCCAGAAUGGGAAAAUGCUGGAACAGUGUUUGUCAAAAUUAAAGAAUAAAAUUGUUUGUUAU
Messenger RNA from Magallana angulata, 2132 nucleotides. RefSeq names its product RNA exonuclease 5-like. The transcript is spliced from 15 exons. The record is from RefSeq and is a predicted model, not a curated record. Bases 158 to 2119 code for a protein of 653 amino acids. Lineage: Eukaryota; Metazoa; Mollusca; Bivalvia; Ostreida; Ostreidae. Gene Ontology annotation, cellular component: nucleus. Gene Ontology annotation, molecular function: exonuclease activity; nucleic acid binding.